AUGGCGAAAACUUCGAUUGGAACCAUUGAAACUGAAAAAGGAUUACAAAAUGGAUACGAUGAUUAUACAACGAGCACAAAAUUCGCAAAUAUACAAUACUUGGGAUGCUCUCAGUUAGUUAACCAGGAUGAUGAUAAAGAAAUGAAGGCUCUCAUGAAGGUUCUUGACGAGCAAAAGGGCAUUCACACAGUGCUGGUUACAUUGGUUGUGCCUCAUACGGUUUCGGGAACGGUGAAACUUAUUGACUCAUUGGGCAGUAUAUUAUCGUCAUUUGAGCUGAUUAACAUAAGGUUUUGCAUUCGUGGCGAUUCAUCAACGUCACAAUCAAAUUGUUUCGGAAUCUCAUUCACGCAUAAAGGUGCAUCAGGCGAACCGAACACACCGCCUACAUCGACACAUCAGUGCCACGUCUUUCGAGCCCCAAAGUCGGAUAUUGCAGCCAGAGCACUUUAUUGCUUCUCGCAUGCAUUUUCCAACACGAAACCCAUGGAGGAUUCGAAUCGUUUGAAAUUCACGUUUGAGAGUGCUUUGGAGAUUCGAGAAAAUGAUGGCACCGCGCAAAACCCUGUCUGGAAACUGUGUCCGCAGCAUAAUGGAGUAUUCAAAUUGAGAAGGGAUCGCGCUAAAAAGCUUAUAAUUCAAUUAAAGCAGACAAGCGGAUUUUUGUUAACCGUGACGAAAUGCUUUGGGAUGCUUCUAGCCGCUGGCCGAAAUUUGCGUCAUUCCGAUUUGCAGCUACUCGAAAUGGAGAAGAAUGAAUUUGAGCCUGAUACAACAAUAUUUGUUAUCGAAUCAAAUUGGGAUCCACGAACUCAUAUGUUCGAAGUGUUGAAUACAGAAACACCGCGAGAUACGCGAGUUUUCAUGACUGUCGCAAUUGAUGUGAUAAUGGCUGAAGUUAGCGAGCCGAUUCGAUUCUCAAUGGAAUCAAUGUCGAGAGUUUUUCAUGAGCACGAGCGAUUCUACAAGACGCCGAGAGCGAUUGUUUCCGAAGGUUUCACACUAAUACUUGAGUUUUCAAUUUUUAACCACAUUAUUUGUUUUGUUCAGAAACCUGAAGAGGGCGACGCGCAAAACAAAGAAAAACUGAUAUACAUCUCAUUGGAAUCGGAAAGCGACAGAAGGAGAUUGAAACAGAAUCUUGGUCGUAGUCCUUCACGAAUGCCGACCCAAUUGCUUCAUCCAACUGGCGAUGAUGAGUCAGAUUGCGAUGAGCCACUUCUUUCCGGCUCCGGUGUUGUUUCACAGGAAUGCGGCGAAGAAGUGAUGCAGAAAUGGCAGGAGUGCAUUGAGCAAUGGAAAACGACAGAAAAUGGUACACGACCAGAAGCCGUUUCUCAACUUGUUCUAAACGGAAUCCCGGAUUCUCUACGUGGCCAAGUUUGGCAGCUUCUAUCGAAAGCGAGCGAAUGUCAGGAACUGAUCGAUACUUAUCACCAACUGCUCACCAAGGAAUGCCCAUCGGAGCAGGUCAUCAUGAGGGAUAUUCAUCGAACAUUCCCAGCUCAUGAGCAUUUCAAGCAAUCUGGUGGUGAUGGUCAGGAAUCGCUAUACAAAAUUAGCAAAGCGUAUUCCUUAUAUGACGAGGAGGUCUCAUAUUGUCAAGGGUUAUCCUUCCUUGCCGCUAGUUUGUUGUUACACAUGCCAGAGGAGCAAGCAUUUUGCACGCUAGUAAAAAUAAUGUUCGAUUAUGGGCUUCGGGAUUUGUUCAAAUUGGGAUUUGACAACUUGCAUCUGCGAUUUUACCAACUGACGUGUCUGCAGAAAGAAUACCUAUCGGAAUUACAUUGUCAUUUGGAGCAGAUUGGAAUCGAGACUCAUAUGUACGCUUCCCAAUGGUUUUUGACAUUAUUCACAGCAAAAUUCCCUCUGCAAAUGGUUUUCUUCAUUCUCGAUUUGUUUUUGUGCGAGGGAAUGAACACCAUCUUUCAUAUUUCAUUGGCUUUAUUGCAAGACGCCAUGACUGACCUUUUACAGCUCGAUUUUGAAGGCACGUUAAAAUAUUUCCGUGUGUCACUGCCACGAAAAUACCGAACCGAGGCUGCCACGAAAGCGCUUAUUCGGAAAGCCGUCAAUUUCAAAUUGAAACAUAAGCGUUUGGACAAAUUUGAGAAGGAGUAUGUCGAGAUGAAAGAACGCGAAAGGGAAAACGAGGAUCCAAUUCUGCGACUGGAGAAGGAAAAUGGCCGCCAUGUGGCUAAUAUGAUGCGUUUGGAACGUGAAAAUGACGACCUUGCACACGAAUUAGUUACCAGUAAAAUUGAGUUACGCCGCAAAUUGGACUUGGUCGAGGAUCAACUCGAGACUUCUGCCAAUACAAUUGAAAGGCUUACGAGGCAGAAUCAAGACAUCAUUGAGGAAAAUCGCAAUUUGAUGCGUGAAUAUGAACAAAUUAAAGAGAUGUAUAGACGAGAUGUGAAUCGAUUAGAAGAAAGCGGGUCGAGAGCAGAAAAAUUGUUGAAUGAGUACAAGAAAUUGUUUUCGGAGAAAAGUCGAAGAUGCGAACUUGAUAAAGAGCAUUUCGAAACUCAAAAAAGAGCUAUUGUGGCAAGAAUUUCUGAAUGUGAUAAAUGCUGGCCUGCUGUUGAGGAGUGGGAGCAGAAUAGAAGUCCGCAGCAUAGUGCUUCAACGCCAACAGGCCCUGACUUGCUUUCGCGUCUAGAAGAAAGAGAAGACCAUAUAAAAGCACUGGAGAUUGAUCUAGCUCAAACAAAACUUGCCUUGGUAGAAGCAGAAUGUAGAAACCAGGAUCUGACUCACCAAUUGAUGACUCAAAGUGAGAGUGAUGGAAAGAAAUGGUUUAAAAAGACAAUAACACAGCUACGCGAAGUCGGUUCAUCACUUAAACAACAUGAAAGAUCAAGUAGUUCAGUGGCCUUGUAA
Caenorhabditis bovis is the source of this 2883-nucleotide messenger RNA. The record is from the annotation of a GenBank genome assembly. Lineage: Eukaryota; Metazoa; Nematoda; Chromadorea; Rhabditida; Rhabditidae.